GGUGUGUUUCCGACACCACCUGAAAGCAUCACGCAGAGCUGCAUUUGCUACUUCUAGCCUGACACAAGCUAAUUUUCAAGCAUGUCUGAGAAGGAGCUGGGGAAAAAGUGGGACCGAUGCUUGGCAGACGGUGCCAUUAAACUAGGCACCGGGCUGGGAUUAGGCAUUGUGUUUUCUGUUCUGUUCUUCAAACGGCACACAUGGCCAAUUUCACUCAGCUCAGGAGCAGGACUUGGCAUGGCAUAUGCCAAUUGUCAGAAUGACCUGAGGUCACAUUACAUACUACACAGAGGCGAUAAGGAGCAAUAGCUGCACGCCAUCAAGGGACUGUCGUUUUUUUAAAAAAGAAAAUCCAAAAUGUUUGUUUUUGCUUUGAUUGUGGGAGCAUCACCAUUUGCACUGUUCUACAGUUAGACUCUUGUCUCCCUGUUGACAUAUUUCCCUGUAUGACUGUAUGACUUGUAUAUGCCCUAUCAGGACAGUCUGUGUUUAUUUAAUAAA
This is a messenger RNA of Archocentrus centrarchus (flier cichlid), 501 nucleotides long. RefSeq names its product mitochondrial contact site and cristae organizing system subunit 10 (gene micos10). The record is from RefSeq and is a predicted model, not a curated record. Gene Ontology annotation, cellular component: mitochondrion; MICOS complex; mitochondrial inner membrane. NCBI's taxonomy places the organism in Eukaryota, Metazoa, Chordata, Actinopteri, Cichliformes, Cichlidae. The coding region runs from base 82 to 309 and encodes 75 amino acids. The transcript is spliced from 4 exons.